Molecule: messenger RNA, 2437 nt
Organism: Achroia grisella
Lineage: Eukaryota; Metazoa; Arthropoda; Insecta; Lepidoptera; Pyralidae
Product: synaptic vesicle glycoprotein 2B-like
Exons: 10
Coding region: 499-2031 (510 amino acids)
Biological process (GO): transmembrane transport
Molecular function (GO): transmembrane transporter activity
Source: RefSeq, a predicted model, not a curated record
AAAAUAUACAUUUAAAAUUAUACAAAAAUAUUAAAGGAAUUUGUGGUAUACGGUUGCCAGCAGAACAUACUUUUAAAGGGAAUAAAAAUAUGCAAGUCAAAUAAUCUUUUAUACACUCUACAGUCUACUAUAAUAUACUAAAUUGAAUUGAUUGAAACGGAGAUCAUGACAAAACGAAGAGAACGCCACAAGAUGUACGAGUAUAUCACAUACGACAACAAACUCUAAUCGAGGUAGACGACCACAGUGUAGUGACUAUAUCGUCUUGUACAAGAGGUUCUUGUAAUUAUUGUGCUUUCAAACUGUAUCACUCGAAUAAAUCGGUCGUGUUUUUUACACGAGUUGAUAAUAAAUUGCUGAAGAUAUAAAACACCAUUUACAAAGCAAUUUGCGUUAAUUAAACCGUUAUUCCUACUUGAUAAGUGAUAAACUAUAGUGCGCUAUAUAUACAUAUUUUUCUACAGUGAUCAAUUUAAUUAUAUUAUAUUAUUAUUUAAAAUGGAAAAAGUUAAUACAAUAUCUCAAAAAGUGGACGUUAAUAGUGAAUAUUCAGUUGAUUUGGAUCAAGCACUGUCAGUUGUUGGUUUUGGUUGGUACAACUUAAGAUACUGUUUAAUACUGGCACUAUUUUUAAUCUCCGCCAUCGUGGAACCGAAUGGUUACGCCUACCUGCUGCCAGCUGCCAAAUGUGAUUUAGAUAUGUCAGAUUCUCAGAGAGGAAUAAUCUCAUCAAUCCCAUAUCUAGGCGUUGUUAUAGCUUCAUUUCCGUGGGGCUACCUGGUUGACACGCGAGGCCGAAAAAAAAUGAUAAUUUACAGUUCUUUGGGAGUCGGCAGUUUCAGUGUUCUAUCAGCGUUUAUGCCUGAAAUUAUCAGUUUUACUAUAUGUAAAGCUCUCAGUGCGCUUUGCUUAGCGUGUCCAGCGGCAGUCCCUUACUCCUACAUCGGUGAAAUAUUGCCGCUAAAAUACAGAGAUAUCACGCUGUCUGUUACAAAUGCAUUACAGAUUAUGGGAUCCGGUUUUGUACCACUUUUAGCUUGGGGUAUCCUGCCUCUUGAUUUCAGAGUGGACUUUGGAGCGUACGAAUUUCGUUCUUGGAGACUAUUGUGCAUAGUUUACGCGUGUUUUUUCUUUUUAUGCACUUUCUUAUUGAGUUUCGGGCCUGAGAGUCCUAAGUAUCUGGUGGCUCAAGGAAAACACGACGAGGCCUUGAAAGUGUUGCAAAUGAUGUACGCGGGAAACAAAGGAAAAUCGCCUGAUGCGUUUCCAAUAAAAAGACUAAAAAUGCCCACCGAAAAACAACAUGAAGACAUCAGUUUUAUGAAAUCACUCAAAGUGCAAACAUUGCCUUUACUGAAACCGCCAUACUACAAAUGGUUAGCGCUUAAUGGAUUUCUGCUCUUCGGAUUAUUUGCAUCUCUAAACGGUCUAUACAUGUGGGUGCCAGAUGUAUUGAACCGUGUCUUCAGCGGGAGCGGUGGAAAUGAGAUGACCGCAUGUAAUAUUAUCUCUCAAGGUGUUGAUAAAGAUGUCGAUGAAGCUUACUGCGACGACACAAUUGAAACAAUAACGUUUAUAAUAAACUCAAUAUCGAGUACAAGUUGCGCUUUGAUAGCAGUGGUUAUUAGUCUCCUAGUUAAAUUAAUAGGAAAGAAAUUACUACUGAUAGCGGUAUACUUCACCAUUGGGACAUUCUGUAUACUGGUAAACCACGUCACCCAGCAGUUUGUAUUCGCCGGCCUUUUAUCAUCGCUGACUUUGACUGGGCUCGGUGUAGGACCCGUUAAUGCUUUUUCGGUACAAAUAUUCCCUACUCAUUUAAGAGGAAUGGCAGUCAGUCUAACAAUGAUGAUUGGACGAACCGGAUCAGUGAUUGGAACAAACGUCGCGGGUCUUAUGAUUAACGCGGCUUGUGAAGCGACAUUCUACACGUUUGGUGGAUUACUCAUAUUGUGUGGACUGCUAGCAUUUCUGUUACCAAGAUCGAAACCACCUGCAAAGUCUACGAAGACCUAUUCUGUUCGUCUAUGAAUUUUUAUUUAGGAACAAAAAUAGCACCGUUAUAUUGAUCAAUGCAAAUUUAAAGGUUUUAUAUGUUUUCUAAAGAGAAAAUAUAUAAGAACGAUAAACCUUUAAAAUAUAUUAUAUGGGCUGUAACACAAGGGGUAUAAAAGGUAGAAAUCCAGUGAUAGUACUCUAGAGGUACUAUAUCGUACUAGUAGUAAAAUUUUAGUUUCAGAAUUAGUAUAUUUAUUUCGUAUUAAAGAAAUGUUUAUAGCCAUACUGUGAUAUUAUGUGCUUAUUCGCACUGCAGAAAAUAAAGUAUACAUGAGUUUAAAAAUCACAAUUUGUAUAAAUUCUUAUUACAGAUAAUGGAAAAGGUACGUGUAUAAUCCACGAAUGCAAUAAAAUAAAUUAUGCUCAAAAUUGCUUGAUU